Molecule: messenger RNA, 1278 nt
Organism: Xiphophorus hellerii (green swordtail)
Lineage: Eukaryota; Metazoa; Chordata; Actinopteri; Cyprinodontiformes; Poeciliidae
Product: gastrula zinc finger protein XlCGF57.1-like
Exons: 5
Biological process (GO): regulation of transcription by RNA polymerase II
Molecular function (GO): RNA polymerase II cis-regulatory region sequence-specific DNA binding; DNA-binding transcription factor activity, RNA polymerase II-specific
Source: RefSeq, a predicted model, not a curated record
UUUAGUCAAAAAAAGUAUUUAACUCGGCACAUGAGGAUUCACACUGGUGAAAAGCCGUUUUCAUGUGUGAACUGUGGAAAAAGUUUUAGUCAAAAAAAGUAUUUAACUCGGCACAUGAGGAUUCACACUGGUGAAAAGCCGUUUUCAUGUGUGAACUGUGGAAAAAGUUUUAGUCAAAAAAAGUAUUUAACUCGGCACAUGAGGAUUCACACUGGUGAAAAGCCGUUUUCAUGUGUGAACUGUGGAAAAAGUUUUAGUCAAAAACAGGAUUUAACUCAGCACAUGAGGAUUCACACUGGUGAAAAGCCGUUUUCAUGUGUGAACUGUGGAAAAAGUUUUAGUCAAAAAAAGUAUUUAACUCGGCACAUGAGGAUUCACACUGGUGAAAAGCCGUUUUCAUGUGUGAACUGUGGAAAAAGUUUUAGUCAAAAACGGGAUUUAACUCGGCACAUCAGGAUUCACACAGGUGAAAAGCCGUUUUCAUGUGUGAACUGUGGAAAAAGUUUUAGUCAAAAACAGGAUUUAACUCAGCACAUGAGGAUUCACACUGGUGAAAAGCCGUUUUCAUGUGUGAACUGUGGAAAAAGUUUUAGUCUAAAACACAAUUUAACUCAGCACAUGAGGAUUCACUCUGGUGAAAAGCCUUUUUCAUGUGUGAACUGUGGAAAAAGUUUUAGUCGAAAACAACAUUUUACUCGGCACAUGAUGACUCACACUGGUGAAAAGCCGUUUUCAUGUGUGAACUGUGGAAAAAGUUUUAGUUGUGUGAACUGUGGAAAAAGUUUUAGUCUAAAACAGAAUUUAACUCAGCACAUGAGGAUUCACACUGGUGAAAAGCUGUUUUCAUGUGUGAACUGUGGAAAAAGUUUUAGUCAAAAACAGGAUUUAACUCGGCACAUGAUGAUUCACACAGGUGAAAAGCCGUUUUCAUGUGUGAACUGUGGAAAAAGUUUUAGUCUAAAACACAAUUUAACUGUGCACAUGAGGAUUCACUCUGGUGAAAAGCCUUUUUCAUGUGUGAACUGUGGAAAAAGUUUUAGUCAAAAACAGGAUUUAACUCGGCACAUGAUGACUCACACUGGUGAAAAGCCGUUUUCAUGUGUGAACUGUGGAAAAAGUUUUAGUCUAAAACACAAUUUAACUGUGCACAUGAGGAUUCACUCUGGUGAAAAGCCGUUUUCAUGUGUGAACUGUGGAAAAAGUUUUAGUCAAAAACAGGAUUUAACUCAGCACAUGAGGAUUCACACUGGUGAAAAGCCGUUUUCAUGUGUGAACUGU